AUUCACCAUAUAAGAGCACCAAAUUGAUAAAGAACAUUCCCAGAACGGUUGAUUCAAACAAUAUUCUAGAGGUGGCUAGCUGGAACAACUUCGGUUAUACGAAGGUCAUAAAAGGAGAAGGAGAAGAUGCAUUAAAAGAGAAAUUGCAAAAGCCGGACAACUUUGCCCUCUUGAUAAUCUCAUUGACUUACUUUGUCAUGUAUAUGGUAUUUUCAUCAAUAGAAACGUUCACUGCUCCACUAAUGAAAAGUGAGCUGGCGCUUACGAAGUCAGAAGCUGUUUUCUAUGCUGGCCUGUUGCUGUCUUCCGUUGGACCAAUUGCACUUUUUUCGCUAUCUUUAAUAAGAUGCACUUCAAACCGGCUUGCCGAGAGAAGCAUAAUGUUGCUAGGGUGCACAAUUUCAUUGCUAGGGUUUAUCAUAUUUUUACCCUGGGGAAACACACAUCCAACUCUACAAACAACAGAACAAACAAAACUUGGGAAUGUGAUGAAAACAAUAUGGAAAGCAGGGUGUCCGCCAAAGUUCCAGUGGUGCAAAAAUGCCCCUAAAAUACACCUCGCGCAAUUCGUAGUUGCAGAAUUGAUAAUUAUUGUUGGCUUCACGUUGUCAUUUCUAAUAAUAAAUGGGUUGUAUUCGAAAGUUAUUGGCCCAAGAAAGCAGAGCUUCUACAGUGCAAUUAUAUCUGGCUCUUCAUGUGUUUCGGGAAUCGUAACACCAUUGGUGAUGACAUGCAUCUAUGAAACCUACGGACCAAGAUACGUCUUCAUCACAAUAGCCGCUAUUGUGGCAGCUUGCAUCGUCAUUGUUAGCUACUUCUUCAACAGAUUAGUGCCUUUUGAAGAAUAUGCCGAAUGUAAACUAGGAGUAAACAAAGGCAAAAAUGAACUACUUUGAUCGUGAUUCAUCUUUUACUCUCGUGUCCGUAAUAAAAUUAUUAACCUCAUGUAUUAAGAACUUGCAAGUUGUAUACAACGAAGUACUUCCUAGUAAACAGAAUUGCUUCGAGAACAAAAAGAGAAAGUGAAGACAUUUUUAAGAACUGAAUACUCCUAUUUCAUAGUUAUUUUAUAUAAACGUUUUGCUAUUUUAAGAAACCAGUUCAUUGUUUUUAUUCAUUCUGUUUUCAAGUUUAAAGGGCUGGUAGGAAUUAAGCCCAUUUAGUAUAAUUUGGUAAAUUUUUCCAAACCCCCCUUAUUUAAGACGUUAGGCGCUUUUUUAUUGGGAUUUUGGAAAAAAUCAACCAACUCGAAUUUCCUGCUCCCCGUCUAUUCUGUAUACAGGAGAAUGCCAUCUGACUUUUCUGAAGGAAAAGAAAAUUCAUUUAACCACUAAGACAAAAGUCGUGACUCCAAUGUAUAUGUCCCCAAGAUAGGGUAUGUCCUAUACUAGCACUGUCAUGGCUCCAAAGCUCCCCAGAAAAGAUAUGUUCUUAAAAGAAUUGAAUUGUUAAUCGAGCAUUUUUAUAAAAAAAUCCAGUCAAGCAAUUUUAUAAAAAGAAACAUUGAGGGUAUGGCAUACCUGAUAAUAAGUUUUAUUAGGCAAUUUAAGAAAUCGUCAUUAGUGACAAAGCUUCUGAAGUAGCUUCAAUUUUGCUUGUUUAGUCACAAUAUAUAGUUCAAUUAUAAUGGAUCUUUUUUAUUAGCAGCAUGUAUAACUUUAAUAUGAAAAUGCAGUUUUCUAAAUUUAAGGGUAUUUUACAUAUGGUGUUAAAUUAUGAUAUAGAUGACUUUGUUAACAUGAGAGCCAUUUCCAAAAAAGCCGUUUUUUCUUUCAAUGUUUGAUGCUCAAUCUGUCGUUCAAAUAAAAAAAUAUUUCCUUGGAGCUCUUAAAGUAUGUGUUCUGAGGAAAAUAGUGUAUGCCUUAGAAAUCUGCUCGCUUAUGCUGCCAAAAUAGGCCAGAAACAAUAAAUUAACCAGAUGCCUGUACCGGAGGCUAAUCGUUUAGGGAGGGCUUAGUAGAAGUCCUCCUUGGAUAAUGUUGCUUCAAUGAAAUAAAAUUGCACGAGUGGUCCUGAAUUCAAAAACAAUUUUCCUAAUGGAUGGGAGUUAGCUGCAACCCCUUUGUCUCCUAGAGAACGCUGCACUUCAACAUCUAAGAAUUGUUCGAAUAAAGCCUGUUGUUGCCCAGCAUUUGAGGGGGCAGGAAUUGUGAAUGUUGAAUUUACCAUACGAGACAUUUCGUUGACUGUUUUUGUUGAAUUGCGUUUGGUUAUUAGUUCUGUUCUGCCUUUUUGACAAAUAGACGUGACUCUUUUUGCUUAUGAUGCAUGCUAACAAACAAGAAAAAUACAGUCGACUGAAAACAUCGGACAGGUUAAAGAGAAUUGUUAAAAAGGUUUUAUUACAUCUAUUUUUAUGGUUUAGCUUCUAUUAAAAGUAAGUUUCUCGAUUUAAGCCUGCAUACAGACUGUUCUUUUUGUUGCGAAAGAGUUUUGUAAAGUUUGCAAAAUAGCGUCCACUUUUGAGUUCUGAGAUCUUACACAAUAACUCUAUAUCUACUCAACUCAACUCAAAACAUUUCAUUCACAGCAAUAAUUAACUACUACAUUUAUAUUUAAUACUUGAACCACAAGUAACAAAUAGCUUUUUACAAAAAAGGAAAAUUACAUACAGUAGGUAGUUCGAAGUCUAGUAUGUUCGCUGUCGGACAUAUGAAAAGAAAUUACAAGGAGCUAUCUAGGUCAUAUGCCCGAUUUGACGUGUAUAGGUGACCGAUUUCAAGAGAAGAAUGUGAAGGAAAAACAAAAGGAAGGAACAUCAUGAAAAUAUAGGGUUAGUAUAAUAAGAGAUGUAAAUUGGUUGUACUAAAAACACAAUAGUGAGAUGCAUGGUGGUAAUAUAUGUUUAAUGAUAAUGUUCAUAAUCGGGUUCAAAUAAGUAUGUCAGUUUGACUUUAAAAAAUAAUUUUUCAGGUUUUUGAUGAAAGAUGACUUUUUCGGUAACUUUUUAAUUUGCAAUGGCAGGGAAUUCCAAAUUUGACUCCUUCAUAUACAAUUGACUUUUGUUUAUACUUUGUCAAGACCAAAGGGAAAGAGAAGUUGUCAUUUGAAGACUGUCUUGUUUCAUGCUGAUGACGUAUAUUUCUUUUAAUGAACAGGUUGUUGAAUAGGUCAUUACUGCUUUCAUGAUAGAUAUCAAACAUGAAUUUAGCAACUUCAAGUUUAUACAUGUUAUCAAAGUUGAGAAGAUUAUGUUUUUUGAAAAGUGGUUCACUAUGAGAUUGGUAUUUAACGCUCCGCGAAGGGUAGAUAUUAAUGGCUCCAGAUUAGUUUUAUAAGCACCUCCCCAGUUUAGUAUGCCACAAAGUAUGUGAGAUUGGAUAAACGAUUUGUAGACUGUACAUAGUGUGCUUUGAGGUACCAAUUGUCUUGUUUUGUAUAGUAAGCCAAUGCUCUUUGAGAUUUUAAUAUUUAGUUGCAUAAUAUGUUGUUUCCAAUUUAAGUGUUUGUCAAUGAUUAUGCCAAGAUAUUUAGUGUAGUCUUUUUGUACUAGUUUUUCGUAAUCAAUUUGAAAGACAAUAGGUUUAUCAGGCCUUUUUUGAUGCGGAUUUAUAAUCAGAAAAUUUGAUUUUGAUACAUUUAAGGAAAGUUUACUGGCCAGU
Molecule: messenger RNA, 3602 nt
Organism: Rhopilema esculentum
Lineage: Eukaryota; Metazoa; Cnidaria; Scyphozoa; Rhizostomeae; Rhizostomatidae
Source: RefSeq, a predicted model, not a curated record